This is a messenger RNA of Malurus melanocephalus (red-backed fairy wren), 2998 nucleotides long. It is a transcript of the gene STK39, whose product is annotated as serine/threonine kinase 39. Gene Ontology annotation, molecular function: ATP binding; protein serine/threonine kinase activity. NCBI's taxonomy places the organism in Eukaryota, Metazoa, Chordata, Aves, Passeriformes, Maluridae. Bases 123 to 1610 code for a protein of 495 amino acids. Gene Ontology annotation, biological process: protein phosphorylation. The transcript has 17 exons. The record is from RefSeq and is a predicted model, not a curated record.
UCCGCCGGGCGGGCGGCCGGCUGCACGGGCAGGGCGGGCGGGAGGCAGAGCGCGGCUGAAAGGUGUUGCUGGAGGGCAACUUUGGAGAAGGUUGUCGGGUGCCUGUGCGCUCCGGCAGCAUCAUGGCGGAGCAGGGCGAGUCGCCGGUCCACGUCCAGCAGCCCCAGCCGGCUCCGGCGCCCGCCGCCCCGGCCGCCGGCUGGCCCAUCUGCAGGGACGCCUACGAGCUGCAGGAGGUGAUCGGUAGCGGUGCUACAGCAGUUGUCCAGGCAGCACUGUGCAAACCCAGGCAAGAACGUGUAGCAAUAAAGAGGAUCAACUUAGAAAAAUGCCAAACCAGUAUGGAUGAAUUACUUAAAGAAAUUCAAGCAAUGAGUCAGUGCAAUCACCCUAAUGUGGUGACCUAUUACACAUCUUUUGUGGUGAAGGAUGAGCUUUGGCUGGUUAUGAAGCUAUUGAGUGGGGGUUCCAUGCUUGAUAUAAUAAAGUAUAUUGUCAACAGAGGAGAGCAUAAAAAUGGUGUGCUUGAAGAACCAAUAAUAGCAACAAUUCUUAAAGAAGUUUUGGAGGGCUUAGACUAUCUACACAGGAAUGGGCAAAUUCACAGAGAUUUGAAGGCUGGCAACAUUCUUCUGGGUGAGGAUGGCUCUGUACAAAUAGCAGAUUUUGGUGUUAGUGCAUUUUUAGCAACUGGAGGUGAUGUUACUCGUAACAAAGUAAGGAAAACAUUUGUUGGUACUCCCUGUUGGAUGGCCCCUGAAGUAAUGGAGCAGGUGCGAGGUUAUGACUUCAAGGCCGAUAUGUGGAGUUUUGGGAUAACAGCCAUUGAGUUAGCAACAGGAGCAGCACCUUAUCACAAAUAUCCUCCUAUGAAAGUGUUAAUGCUGACGCUUCAAAAUGACCCUCCCACUUUAGAGACAGGUGUAGAGGACAAGGAGAUGAUGAAAAAGUAUGGCAAAUCCUUUAGAAAACUAAUUUCAUUAUGCCUUCAAAAAGAUCCUUCCAAAAGGCCCACAGCAGCAGAACUUUUAAAAUGCAAAUUUUUCCAGAAAGCCAAGAAUAGAGAAUACCUGAUUGAAAAGCUUCUCACUAGAACACCUAAUAUAGCACAAAGAGCAAAAAAGGUCAGACGAGUGCCAGGUUCAAGUGGUCACCUCCAUAAAACAGAAGAUGGGGACUGGGAAUGGAGUGAUGAUGAAAUGGAUGAGAAGAGUGAGGAAGGMAAAGCUGCUGUUUCUCAGGAAAAGUCACGAAGACUGAAAGAGGAGGAGAACACAGAGUCUCAGCCUGCUGUUAGUGAGGAAUAUAGUGAAGUUCCAUGUGCAGUGAACCUUGUUUUAAGAUUAAGGAACUCCAGGAAAGAGCUUAAUGACAUACGGUUUGAGUUUACUCCAGGCAGAGACACAGCAGAUGGCGUUUCUCAGGAGCUGUUCUCUGCAGGCCUGGUUGAUGGCCACGAUGUAGUUAUAGUUGCUGCUAACUUACAGAAGAUAGUAGAUGAUCCAAAGGCCUUGAAAACAUUGACUUUUAAGUUGGCCUCUGGCUGUGAUGGCACUGAGAUUCCUGAUGAAGUGAAACUGAUUGGUUUUGCUCAGUUAAGUGUCAGCUGAUGUCUGUCCCUUGACCCCAAGCCGAAUUGUGAAAUUGCGAAGAGGCCAGCUUAGAUGCAAAGGAAAAUUAAUGCACCACACACUGAGUUCUGCUUCAUUAUCUAGCAAUUCACAAAGUCAGAACAAGCAAAGCCCACAGCUACACUGCUGCUGUUAACAUUCAAUGCUCCUAAAUGUCUCUUAGCAGUUGAUUUGGAUUCCCCAUAAAUGAAAAGCCUGUGGAAAUGCACUCAGGUGGCUGUAUUUAUUGGUUCCAAAAGGAAUUUUCUAUCAAGAUUACUUCUUUCAUAGACUUUGAGUGAUACUGUUUUACCUGUUCUUGUGGUUGAUAAUAUUGCCUCUAUUCUGUUACAUUUAGAAAUUAACAUACAUAUAAAAGUUUAGAAUUAUUAGCCAAACUUGAAUUCUAGUUUUAAAAAUGACUGUGAAUUUUAUUUUUCAUAUAUUUAUGCAUUACACAUACUAGKAAUAAGAAAAUGAUUUGACCUGAUUAUAUACUAUUUGCAGUUAAUCUCCCACUAUUAAAAAAGGUUCGGGUAUGUCUUUGAAGUAUUUGGUAAAUUCUUGAAAUUAUUUGAUUCAACAUUAGCAAGCUUUUGUUGGUUGUGUGUCAAAAAACCAGUCCACAAACUGAUUGUCAGGGGAGUGGGAGGUGCCUUGCAGAUAUUAAUGUUUGAAGAAUGUGCCUGAGGCUGCUUAUAUAAAUAAUCUCCAUUUUCUAAAGUACCAUACAUAUGGUACAAUAAAUAUAAAUAUAUAUAGUUAUCUGAGCACGGAGGGGAUAUACAGUAGCAAAGGUGUUAUUUUGACUAUGCUUUAUUGGGGGGUCUAUGAGCUAGAGCUACUUUGAACUGUUGUUAAGGUGGAAUGCUUACUGUGUCCAUCUCUGAUCUGACUUACUCUGAAUGAUAGAAACCGGUUUCAUACAGGUGAAUAAAACUUGAAGAAUGGAAAUGAAGCUUUAUUUGAAGUUCUGCAAAAUACCAAGGUGGAGUGAAAAUAAUAGGGCUUUGUGCAAUGAUCAAUUAAAACUCUGUUACAAAGAAAACACUUCAACCCAAGUAGUCUUCUGCUUAACCUGUGACGUAGAUGUUAUGGAGCUAGGGAACCUUAGAAAGACUUCCACAUUUGGAGAUGUGUUUCUCAGAGGUUACAAUUUAAACUACUUCCUAGUUAAUCCUAGAUAAGUGGCAGCUCUUUAAUGUACUGAAAAUGGCAAAUAUAUAUUAUUAAGAGAAGUUAUUUAUAAUGCCUUGCCAUAAUCGUUGAGGUGUUCUAGAACCAUUUGCAUACAACUCAAUGUAAUCCCAUCCCAUCCUACUGUUUACAUGAUGAUUACUCCAAGAUGACUGCAAAGGUUAAAAAAAUAAAAUUAAAAUAAAGAUGUA